Macadamia integrifolia is the source of this 3067-nucleotide messenger RNA. RefSeq names its product G-box-binding factor 3. Bases 1489 to 2607 code for a protein of 372 amino acids. Lineage: Eukaryota; Viridiplantae; Streptophyta; Magnoliopsida; Proteales; Proteaceae. Gene Ontology annotation, biological process: regulation of DNA-templated transcription. The record is from RefSeq and is a predicted model, not a curated record. Gene Ontology annotation, cellular component: nucleus. Gene Ontology annotation, molecular function: sequence-specific DNA binding; DNA-binding transcription factor activity. The transcript is spliced from 13 exons.
GUCAUGAAUGCCCCUCCUUUUGCCCUAAUCUCCCAGAUGAUCAUCUCAUCUCAUCUCGACAGCGGAAGCUUUUUCAGUUCUGGUCUUCGAAUUCUGCUUUUGAUUUUAGGCUUCCUUCCUUUUAGGCGCUUGCGUUCCUUGUUGUUUGAGCUUUUAAUUCGAUUGAAUUCCUCGUCUUACUGCAAAUUUCAGUUUUUUGUUCCCGUUGAUCUUCCCUAACUAGAACCGAGAAAGGGUUUUGGAAGAAAAUUACCAAAUGAUUUCAUGAGAACUUCUAAAUAAAAAUAAUAGACAGAUUAUUCCAGAAAUAGUUAAUCAUCCCUCAGAUUUUCUGCAACUCUCUUUGGGUUUCUCAAUAUGAUGAUGAAAAUUAGCCGGUGUUUACAUCCUUGAUCAUCUUUUAGUGAGCUUUUUGAUCUUGUUAAGGAGGAUGCUGAUGCUGAACACUUCUUAGGACCUGCUUCAAACUUCUGUGCUUAUUGUGCCCAGUUUGCUUCUUGCCCUAAAUCAAAGCUUAAAUUUUACGGAGGAAAACACACACACACACAAAAUGGUGAUAUUCAGCUAUGUUAUCAAUUUUGUUAACAAUUGCAUUUAAUCACCUCCAGCAGUAUGUGCUAUUUGCUAAUUAACAUAUCAGGCAGAGAUCUUGUUUAGCUUUUGAAACUUUUGAUUCUUCAGUGUGUAUCCUGGGUGCUUUUGUGAAGUAGGCAUACUGGUUACAUGUUGGAAGAGAGACUUCUAUAUUAUUUAAGUAGGCAUUUUACCUGUUUUUGGGGCAGGAGGGAGGGGGUGGUUCUCAAUUAUUUCCAGUCAAGAUGAAGGGAUAUAAUAUAAUUUUAGAAGUUAAAACUUAUCUAUCUCGUCAUUCCCUUUUUUUUUUUUUUUAAUCAAUUUAAUUUGAGGAAAAGGGCUGUUGCUGGAGCCGCUGAUGGUUUGCCGUUGUUACAAUGUUAAUUUAGGUUGCAGUUAAUGGGAGACCAUUUUUAUUCUUUCUAUUGAUGCUUUGGUCACAUUUGGUAAUUUUAAACCAGGAGUCUGUUAUAUACUUAUUUGCAUGACCCGGCGUUUGCAGCUUACACAACUAAAUUAUGAAUAAUUACUAUACAAUUGUGUGCAAUUCAGAUAUCUUCUUGGGCAACAUAUCUUUAGAUGUGCAGAUUUUGAGUAGAAUCCUUCACAUACGGCAUUUGCAAUAGUGUGGUCAAAUUACGAAUGAUGUGCAGUACUGCAUUGCCAUCUUUCAAAUUAUUGUCAUUAAUACCAGAACUCGUGUAGUUUAAGCUUUGUCUGAUGUUUCUUAUUUAUCAUCACUAAAGCAAUCACCAUCUGAGUUUGCCUAAGUGCGUGUGUGUACAUUUAUCUUGAUAUGAUUACUUAGAGAUCAGCAGACUGAAUUUUCAAUACCAGGGACAGGAUAGCUUGUCGUGAUAACAGAAUUUUCCACAUCUCAAGCAAUUGACGUUUUUCUUGGCCAUAAAUUCAACCAUGGGAAACAACAAAGCUGGAGCACCCAAGUCUGAGAAAGCAUCUUCACCUGUACAGGAGCAGACUAAUGUUCAUGCUUAUACUGAUUGGGCUAAUAAUAUCCAGGCAUAUUAUGGGCCUGGGGUAAUACCACCACCAUAUUUUAACUCUGCAGUUGCAUCCGGUCAUGCUCCUCCCCCAUACAUGUGGGGUCAUCCUCAGACUCUAAUGCCACCUUACGGAGCGCCCUAUGCAAUCUACUCACAUGGAGGUGUCUAUGCGCAUCCUGGAGUUCCAUAUGGAUCACAUGGGCAUGGGAUUCCACCAUCACCUGUUGUUGCAACUCCUUUGAGUGUAGAACCACCUGCCAAGUCUUCAACCAGUAAAGAUCGAGGUUUGAUGAAGAAAUUGAAAGGAUUUGAUGGGCUUGCAGUCUCACUCGGGAAUGGCAAGGAUGAGAAUGCUGUUAGAGGCUCAGCCCAUGGGAUGUCACAGAGUGAGGAAUAUGGUACAGACGGCUCCAGUGAUGGAAGUGAUGGGAAUACAGGAGGGGACAAAUCAAAUAGGAAAAGAAAUUCUGAGGGCACACCAUCCACAGGCAAGGAUGGGAAACUUGAUCCUGCUCCAGUUGGAGAGGCAAAUGUUACUCCUGGUGUGGUGGUGCCUGCUUGUGAUGCUUUACCAUCUGAACUGUGGAUUCAGGAUGAACGGGAGCUGAAACGGGAAAGGAGGAAGCAAUCUAAUAGAGAAUCUGCCAGGAGGUCAAGGCUGAGAAAGCAGGCUGAGACCGAAGAACUAGCCCUGAGAGUUGAAACCAUGAGUGCAGAGAAUAUUGCCCUUAGAUCAGAAUUAAACCGACUAAUGGAGAAUUCAGAGAAACUGAGGCUUGAGAAUGCUGUGUUAAUGGAGAAAUUAAAAAAUACCCAACCGGAAGAGGCAGGAAAAAUGGCUCCCGACAAUAUGGAAUCUGAAACAGCCCCACCUGACAGUACUGAAAACUUAUUAUCCAGAGUAAACAACUCUAGCUCUGUUACAAGUGAGCAGGGAGACAGUGAGCCCAAUGAAAACUCCAACUCCAGCACCAAGUUACAUCAACUCCUAGAGUCAAGUCCCCGAGCUGACGCAGUGGCUGCUGGCUGAUCUAUAUGGUUUGAAGUGAAGGGAGAAAACACGGAGCCUUCUGCUAUUCAUUUUCAGUCUGUGUCUCCACUUAGUUCUGUAAUUUUAGCAACAAGAACCCAUAAUUUCUCCUAACCCAGUAGGUAACAUAAUUUUGGACAGACCCAGCAGCUACCAGGAAAUGAAUUAAUCUCAGCGGUGAGUGAACACGCAAGGUUCCAAGGGAAGAAGCGGGGAUGAUCUCAGGGAUGAUCUCGCCUCUCCGACUAUCUCAGUACAAAAACCAUUUCGUUUUUGUUGACUAAGAAACUUGUAAAUUGAGUCUCGGCAAAGGCAUAACCAAUUUGUGGUCUAUUAGAUUCCACAUGAUGCUGGAGAUGUCCAUUGAUACUGUACAUUAAAGAGGUUUUAGAUUGAUUUAUGUAUCACUUGUGUCCCAAUCAUGUUAAGUGAGAAAUUUUGUUGAUUGGUUACCCUUUCA